ACUUCUCACUCCUCAGAUUACAGAUUGUUUUUGGAAGAUGAAGGACCAGAUUGUUUAAAAAAAAUAGAAGAGUUCCCACUCUUUACGCUAGACACAACGUUUACCCCAGUACAAGAAAAAGACAUUUUGCUAGACAUAUACAAAUCUACAAAUGGACAACAAUGGUACGAGGCUAGUGGAUGGAACAGCUCAAGUAACGAGAUCUCUCAUUGUUCCUGGUAUGGAAUCACCUGUCAUAAUAACACGUCAUACAUUAAAAGUAUCGUGUUGCCUUAUAACAACUUGGAUGGCUUUCUCCCUUCUAAUAUUUGGAAAAUACGAAACUUGUUUUCUUUGUGCACUCCAGGAAAUCCGAGACUGCGAGGGCGUAUUGGCGACUUUCUGUUUGACAACAUGAGUAAACUGCUGAUCACAUCAUUCAAUACUGCCUCAAUAAGUGGAGAUAUACCAAAAGAUAUAGCAAAGCUAACUAGUCUACAGUACUUCUUGGGGUGCCCUAUGAAUGGCGCAGGCUUUUCUGGUCGCUUGCCAGAAAACAUAGGAAACAUGACAGAGCUUCGAGUUCUCUGUCUUGGAGGACACGUGACUGGAGAAAUACCAAGAAGCAUUUCUCGACUGGAAAAACUUUACGAUCUAGACAUUCGAAACACCCCAGGCAUGAUGCAUGGGAACCUUAGCGAAAUACUUGCCAUUCCUUCCUUAUCCUAUCUGUAUUUGNCAAAAGAUAUAGCAAAGCUAACUAGUCUACAGUACUUCUUGGGGUGCCCUAUGAAUGGCGCAGGCUUUUCUGGUCGCUUGCCAGAAAACAUAGGAAACAUGACAGAGCUUCGAGUUCUCUGUCUUGGAGGACACGUGACUGGAGAAAUACCAAGAAGCAUUUCUCGACUGGAAAAACUUUACGAUCUAGACAUUCGAAACACCCCAGGCAUGAUGCAUGGGAACCUUAGCGAAAUACUUGCCAUUCCUUCCUUAUCCUAUCUGUAUUUGUCUGGCCUUCACCUUAGCGGGGAGAUGCCCAGAGUGUUGCCUAAAAGGCUCCUUCAACUGGGCUUGAAUGGAAACAGCAUUUCGGGAAAGCUACCAGAAACAUUUGAAAGUAACAUCAACCUUAAUGUAUUUAAUGUCGCAAACAAUCAGCUAGUAGGAGAUAUUCCAGGGGAUCUGCUUCUGUUGCCAAAUCUCCAAAUGGUAGAUGUGUCACAGAAUCAGUUUUCCUCUAUAAACCAUGGCAAACCAUGGCCAGUUAAUUCAAGUGCAGCUAAGACGAAAUACGUCUCUUUAGCGGGGAACAGGAACUUGUUAAUUCAUUUCCAGAGCUUCAUAGAACUUUUCACAACGACGGUUAAUUUCGUAGAUAGUCCAUCCAUUUUAAAUGUUAGCUUUUGCGACAUCCAAAGUCCCGUACUUCCAAAUCUGUAUUACUUUGAAACAAUGUCCACUUGCGAUAUGCGAGGCAAUAAUUUUUAUGGACCUUUACCCGACUUUUUCGAGGACUUUUCUUUGCUAACAUACUUCGAUGUUUCAGCAAAUAACUUAACGGGCAGCUUUCCAGCUGGAAUUCAGAACCUCAUCUCCCUUCAAUAUUUAGAUUUUUCAGGAAAUCCUCUCAUGCGAGAAGGAAACAGCGCAUCUACCAGUGUCUACCAACCAGACUUUUCAAGAAUGAUACGGCCACUUGAAGCAGAGAACUUCACGUGCCCUGAGGGAAGAAUCAUGUUCAAUAACGGUCGCAUUCGCUUAGAUCCCACGUUUUACGACUACAGAUAUUGCAUCUGUGAUGCCGACUUUUAUGGAGACAAAGGGUUGUGCAAAAAAUGCAUGGAAGGUGGGAUUUGCCACCGAAAAGAUUUCCACGAGACAGCAGAUCUUCGUCCUAGCAACAUGAAAAUCGGCAGUGGUUACUGGCCAUCACCUGAACCGAACAAUGUCACCCACCUUGUAAAGUGUCCAAUACCAUCUGCUUGCAAUCCAUCGGAUUCUUGCACCUGUCAGCUGAAUACAUCGCGAAAAGACAAAAACGCGCCCUCUAACAGACCCCAAGUGCUAUCUCUCUUCACAACAUGCAACCAUUCGUGUAUCUGUCAUCAAGGAAACACGGACAGAUUUUGUUCUCGCUGUCUCGAUGGAUUCUACAAAUUAGGCGGACUUUGCUUUCGAUGUAAAAACGGUGAUUUAUUGUACUAUUACAUGUUCAUUCCUGUUUUUGCAGUUUCAUUCCUUGCUUUAAUCUGGUCAUAUUUCUAUUUCAACGUACGUCCCUUGAAAUGGUUUGUUGUUACGGCCAUUCAUUUUCUUCUAAUGUUAAUUAUGAUGCUCUUGGAAUUCUUGCCGGCAUGGUUUUUCAAAUUAAACAUGGUUGUGUUUGUGCUCUGUAUGACUAGUAGAGGGAAAGCGGCCCGUACGCUCAUAAGCAUCGCAGUGUUUUACAUUCAGACUAUAGAUUUCAUGGUAUCAAGCUUCAACGUUUGGCCUAAAAAGGUCGUUGCAGCUCAAGGCUACUUGAGCAGCUACUGGAACCUCUAUUUCCCCUCGCUUUCUUGUGAUUUGCCUCUGCUGUUUACUCCUGUUGGCAAGUUUGCUUUCCUGCUUCUCUUGCCACUGGCGUGCUUGAUCAUGGUUGGAGCAUAUUUUAUCGUCAUGCUGGCAUUCCAGAAAUUCCGUCCAAACACAGAACGCAUGGAAAUGGCUCACUUCAAAUGUCGCCAAACCGCCUUUUUCUGUCUAAGCUUCAGCUUUUUUCCCAUUGUGAAACAAACGUUUUCAGUCCUACGUCCAUGCCACAAGGACCUUGAUGUGCUCUACAUGCCAUCUUCUCCUUGGAUAGAAUGUACCUCUUACGCCUUCCACAGUCUGAUUACACUAGGAAUUGUCUCCAUUGUGGUCUACGUGAUUGGAUUUCCCUUGAUGGUCAUCUCCUUGAUGUUGCUCUUCUUCCCCAAGAGAAGCUCUAUGAGUCCUGAAGAUCGAAAGAAACUUGAUGUAUGGCUUGGACCGAUCUACUUACCCUACAAACCUAAGUACCAAGCGUUCUUCGAAGUUGUCAUGCUCUUACGCCGCCUGAUUCUCGCCAUCGCCCUGUCCAUGAUCCCAUCGUCAUCUACUUUGCAAACGUUUGUAGUCUGGGUUGUACUUAUAACUUCAGCGCUUAUUCAUCUUAUUUUACGCCCGUACGAUACGAGCAGGAGAGUGGGCGAAGCCGACCGGGAACGUGCCUGGCCAAAGGUCAAAGAAAUAUUCACUGAGAAUGUCUUUGAGCCUCUUGUAUUGGUUAUCUUAUCAAUGUCAUUCAUGCUGUUACGAUUUUCAUCUUUAGAUGGCAAAAAUGCUGUUCUUUUUGUUUGGUUUGUUAUGGUCAUUAACGCCUGUGUCCUGAUUGGUUUGUUAGUCGCUAUCUUCUAUCUUCUCGCUUGCAAAGUCAAGAUCCGUGGUAAUGGUAAUGAGACUUUAAGUACAGCAAAUUGUGGAGAGGAAGAUAGACUUGAAGAGCACACAAACAUUGGCGAUGAAGAAGGAAGGUAUUUGCUGCGAGGUGGUGCCAGCCGCAGAUACUUACUAACAAACAAUGACGCCUAA
Porites evermanni is the source of this 3573-nucleotide messenger RNA. NCBI's taxonomy places the organism in Eukaryota, Metazoa, Cnidaria, Anthozoa, Scleractinia, Poritidae. The record is from the annotation of a GenBank genome assembly.